AUGCCCGCGUACUUCCCGCGCUGCUUCGUCGUGGAGGAGCUCGUGCAGCAGCCACACGCCGCGCGCCUCGAGGAGAUGACGCGGUUCCUGGAGAGGCCCGGUCUUUGCGCCCAAAGAGAGCCAACGUUCGGGGGAGACGAUGCGCCCUUCGAGAGCUGCCGCGCCUACGAUCUCUUCUUGUACGUGAAGUUCUUCUGGUUGCCGGAAGAUCCUUUCAGCGGGAUUACGGGGCGACUUUUACGGGCGCCUUUGACAAGAUGCAACAAGAUGCAGGCCGCCAACAUCACAGAUGCCGACUUUGCGGCGGAAGUGCGCAGCGUGACAACGCGCGUGCUGAUGAGGCGCACGAAUAGAGCCCUUUUUCUGGGCGGCGGCCAGGCAGACGGCGGGAAUCUGUCCGCGUGGAACCCGCAGCCCCCAGCGGGCCGCCAGCAGCAGCUGCGGGAGGCUGCGGCGGCCAUGCUGCAGCAAGCGCUGCUUGGGCUGCAGGUUGGGAUGCAGCCGGCGCAGCCGGUGGUCGAAAUCCUUCCGCGGAGAAAGCCCGCCACUUGGAGCGGGCUCACGGGUCAAGUGCGUGAUGUCAUGGGGCGCUGCCCAGCGCUGGCCGACGCUUCGGAGGCGGAGAUGGACUCGCGGCCAGUGGCGCGGCCACUCGCGGCCGCGAUAGCGGAGAAGCCGAGCCGGACACUAAGAAGCCUCGUGGCAAGAUAA
This is a messenger RNA of Effrenium voratum, 711 nucleotides long. Lineage: Eukaryota; Dinophyceae; Suessiales; Symbiodiniaceae. The record is from the annotation of a GenBank genome assembly.